GUAUGUCAGACACUCAAUGUGAAACAUUAAAACUGUUCAGACAAUCCAGGCACUUAGACUUCCAUUCUCCGUGUCAAACAGCUGAACAGGACAGAUUUAAUUAAAAAAAAAAAAAAAAAAAUUAUGAAUGGAAGACGUCGUACCGCUAAAUACGUCAUCUUGAAGAACGCCUCAACUAUUCACUCAAGCGAUCAUUUGUAAUUAUUUCGACGCCCAGUGGUGCGGCUACAUGAAUAAAUAAAAUAUGAAGCACUUCUACGUGAAACUCCGGAGAUGCCGGAGAUUGAAUCAAACAAGUGACGUCAUCGAUGAGCGCCUCCGCUGGCCUUCGAAAUGGGCUCGACUUCUGAGCCUUGAUUUUUGUCACAUAUCGCUUAUGUUUAUCUCCUUAAUUCUCCCCCCUAAACAAAAUAUUUCCGAGAUGACAAUUGGAGGAGAACUUUCAGCGGAAGUCAGCUGGAGGAUUUCAGAGCUGGUGCCUGAGCGGCCCGCCUGGCUUGCAAGUGUCAACUCCUGUGGCGUGCAGUGAAUAUACUUUCUCGGUCCCAGUGUCGCGAUGAAACCGGCUCAGGAGCGCAACCAGGAGUGCCUGCCUCCUAAGAAGCGGGACCUUCCUGUUAGCAACUGUGGCGGCGCCGCGGGGACGCCAGCAGUGGGGUCUGUUAUGGAAAGAGGAGGUGUCGUUGUUGGAGAGGAUGAAGUAGGCUCCAUUCAAAACUGUGUAGCCAACAGUGAGUCUCAGGGAGAGUGGCUGCGAACUCAUUACGGAGGAGACUCUUCUGAAGGCAUAUCAGCAAUCCCAGUAGACCAGUACAGUAUGCUUUACAAAGUGGCUCUACCUUCAGUUACGUACUCGCCCAGCAGUCCUCACCCAGUGUUAAGCCACAUUUCUCCAGCCUACACUGUACACUCUCCCCUCUUGCAGCACCCGGGCCUUCCUUAUCCUCCUUUGGGCUACGCACAGCUCCCUCAUUCUUCCCUCCAGUUCGUCAGCUCCCCAUAUGCAGCAGUUCCGUACACUUUACCGCCCGGUUUUGUCCCCAGUUCGUUAAUCUCCCCCUCAGGAACUAUCCCUCAGGCCCACGCCGUGUCCCACCUUGUCCCUUACCCCUCUGUCAUACAAGAAGGUGUGGUUUCUCCGCCACCCCAGGCUCAGGUCGCCGCUCAUACCUUUGCCAAAGUUUCCGGGUCCAGCAGCGUCCCGCUGAUGUUGCCUUCUGAGCAGGCCGCCCAGCAGCACCUCAGCGCCGUUGGAGUGGUGUCCGCCGCAGAGCUCGGCUCGCGGGAGAUGCCGGUCUUCUACCACCCUCAGGGUGCCGCCAGGGCCGCUGCCUCCAGGGAUGGCCAAGAUGUGCACCAGGAAAAGGAGCCAGAAAUGAACGGAGGGGGUAAGGACCAGGUGGCCAGGGAGCUACCGUGUGACUCUUACGCUGGCAGGAAUGCACGGGUGCAGCAGGUAGCUGCCGUCCUCCCGGCGCAUGAGCCUAACCAGAAACGUCGGUUGAGCUCACCCUGUCAUCGCAGCACUCCAGACAGCGAUCUGGAGGUGCAGCAGGUGGUUGGCAGCUUAGCCUCCUCCUCCAGCCAAGGUGUCAGCGGAGGCCGCAAAGAGGUCUCCUUUGCCCCCUUGAAUCUGUCUCAGAGUGUCCAGCGAACCAGAGCUGUGGCCCAGCCUGCGAGCUACGGUGAGCCCAGAGUGAGUGGACAGCAGCAGCAGCAGCAGCCAGUGGGGCCGCCGGCCCAUGCUGUCAUGCUGGCCAACGGGCAGCCGGUGCUAAUCCCUGUGGAGUAUCACCCGCAGCCGCAGCAACACUACCCAGCGCAGGCUAAUGAUGGCUCUUCCAAGUCCUCCUUUAAAGUCUCAGACACUUUAGCCAGAGCGUGCCUCCCCGAGAGGGCCGCAGGAGAGCCGUUCGUACCCCAGCAACAGCCUCCCGCUGAGGUGACCCAGGCCUUAGCCUCCGCCGCCCCCGGUCCGGUCACCGGCAACCCGUCGCACUUCAUGAAAGGCGCCAUCAUCCAGCUGGCCACCGGGGAACUGAAGCGAGUGGAAGACCUGCAAACUCAGGACUUUGUACGCAGCGCUGAGCUGAGCGGAGGGUUGAAAAUAGACUCCAGCAUGGUUGUGGACAUCCGCGCCAGCCAGCAGAGGCCCGGUUUGGUAACGCUGCAAUUCACCGUCGGGGAGCAGCAAAGCAAAGUGACCAUCGACGUUCCGCCGGAGCACCCCUUUUUCGUGUUUGGCCAAGGCUGGUCGUCGUAUAGCCCGGAGCGCACCGCACAACUCUACGGUUUGGCCUGCCACCAGAUGCAAGUCGGGGAUGUGUGCGUCUCGGUCACGCUGCAGCAGCAAGCGUCGCAGCAGAAAGCUGCGCAACAGCACAUCGCGGCCAGGACGUUGAGCAAAAGCGGCUCCGUGUCGGAACCUGCUCAUCGGCUUAUGGGGCCUCCCGCCCCGCAGCACUCGCGCCCUCAGGCUCAUUUCAGGACAGAGCGCGUGCACAGAGACAGACCGAGGGAGGCUGAGAAAGACGCGGCUGACAAGGAAGAAGCCGAACCCCACGUCAGGCCCGGUCGGACCUCGGGCGAGUACCCCCGCAGUCAAAGCGGCUACCAGUUGCACACGCACGCCUCAGCCUUCGUAGGCAUCGCCACAGGGGCUUCUCAGAGACGCUGGUCUUCUCCUGGCCUCCAAAGAUACAAUCUAAAGGGAGAGCACACUGCCUGUCCUCAGAUCACCACCUCUGGACACAUCCGGCCUUCAUUCAUCCCCCAGGAGGUCAAACUGUCCAUCGAGGGACGCUCCAAUGCGGGAAAGUAACGACCUGCUGCCGACGGAGAAACGAGUGUGAAUGUAGCCUGCGAAUGUUGAAGAUUUUUGCACAUUCAACCGAAAAAAAUCGAAUUCUGGCUUGGCGUCACUCACCUUAAGGGGUAAGGUUGUAGUACGCUACAUUUCUCCGCACUGGGAACGCGUGCGUUCGGCCCUCUCCAGGUUGCGUUUGGAGCCUUGUGAUCGUUGAUCCAUUCCUGACUGUCUGCGUCUGUUACAGGACGCUGGGGCGUCCCGGCGCUUGUCUUACAAUCCAACUUGUGAAGAAUCAAUCACACACCUUUUUUUUUUUGUGUCCUCAAAUAAGUUUGUCUGUUCAUGUGUGUUCGCAUAAGUGCAACAAACUGGAAUCAGUGCUUUCGUCAUUCCAGUAUUAAUUCGUCGGCCCCUCCGUGUUCUUCAAAGACCUCCUUAACCCUUUAUAGGGCAAGUGAUUAUUGUUGGUGGUUUAAAAAAAAACUUUAUCCAUAAAAGACCUGGUUUCCAGAUACAGUGGGGAGAACAAGUAUUUGAUACACUGCCAACGGGAAAACCCAUUGGCAGUGUAUCAAAUACUUGUUCUCCCCUCUGUGGGUGGACGCCAGGUCUUGAUUUGAAUGAUAUAUAUUUUUUCCCCCCUUCCUAUUAAUCCAUAUUUUUAUUAAUAAAAAAAAAUAAUUAAAAUGGAAUGAAUCAACACAGAAAUACACCCAUGGUCAAACGUUUUGAGACACUUUCUCAGUCAACUGAUUGGUGAAAAAUCUCAAAACUUAUGACCGUGGGAGUACACUGGUUAUAGCUCCUAAUAACAUGAUAGUUUUUUUAAAGAAAAAUUUCAUGAUACUGUAUCUAACCCAUUGUCUGCCAUUGACAUUGAUAGAUGUCCAAUUCACUUAAACUGAGAGGACAGUUGUGAAUGCUCAUCUUUUGUUGCCAUUGACGCCACAAGAUAUCCAAUCCAUUUUGAUUGGUAGAGGCUGGCAGCAAAUGAUCGCUGCUAGCCCUUCCUGUUAAAAUGGAUGGGACAUUUAACACUGUCAAUGGUAGCCAAUUAGUAAAAUGAGUGUUCUAUAAAGUGUUAAAUAUCAGUCGGGAAAUAGCCCAAUUGCAUUCAUUUCAAGUCUGCCUGGAAAAAUUGAAGCAAUAGUGUCGAUAAUGGGACGACCCUCAUCAGAUAUUCUUUCCCCCCAAAAGUGCCACCUCGUCUCUGGAAAAUUAAUGCACUAUCCCAUCUUCUCAUCUCACUUUUUUUUUUUUUUUUUUUUUUUUUUUUUUUUUUGCUCUCCCGACAUUUGUCUUUCCUCAGCAUGCGAAGGGAACUCGUUUGGAAAACUGAUGUGCAUUUUUUGCACCUGUUUACAAAUCAGCCAAGUAAAUGCUGCAGUUUCCUCACGCUGUCCUAAGAUUUAAUAAGUGCAAUUAGAACAUACGUGGAGGUUUUAGCAAUCAGGAGGGACAUCAAGCAUACACUCCAACAUUCCUACUGAAAAAAAGUACAAAAGAUACUUUCCUUCUGGGACACAUUCAUUUAAUCUCACACCAUUUACUCUCUGUCUAGUUUGCUUUGCUUGUGAGCAGCAGAGGCUAAAGUUAACAUGGCUGCCAAUCUUUCCAAGUCGUUUUCUAUGCAGUAAAGACAGCAGGAACGCUUACCUGAUUGCCAUUUUGCUCCAUCCUUCCUCGAAGGAGACGUGUUCCCGCUUGCCAUGCAAUUAAAAAACAAAUAAAACCUCAAGUCUUGUGUAAAAAAAAAAAAAAAAAAAAAGGCCAAAAAAUACAUUUAAACCACAUUUGUUCGUAAUGUGUUUCCCAACUUUAUAGUCAAGGCACAUCAUUUGAGAGAUAACUAAUGGCAAAAAAAAAAACAAAAAAAAAUGUCACUGUACACAAAAAGUUAUGGAUAUUGGGCCUCUGGGUUGCAGUUUGAGGGGGAACCCAAAAUGCACUAUAACCAGAAUUGUAACUGUUUAUUUUCGAGGACAAAGUAUGUUCACAAGAAUGUGUAAUCUUGAAAUUUCUCGAAAGCCUAACAUUGCAAAUUUUGUGAAAAACUGUUGCACAGAGCAAUUGUAGCUUCUGCAAUCAUGUUAAGAAUAAGUCACUAUCUGUCACUAGCAUAGAUUACUGAAGACACAACAUUCGUAGUCGAUAAAUAAUAAUUAUCUCAUGGCUAACUAUUGCAAUAUGCCAUCACCUUAAAUUGUCAGACACGUAGCAAAAUUGCCUAAGUCAUUUUUUUUUUUAAACAUCUUUGGAAAAACAAAAAAAAAUCCACCAGAAAUUCCAGUUGCCUUGAUAGGAAAGAAAAAAAAGCAUUGAAUUCUGCCUUUUUCCAGUUUUUUUUUAUUUAUUUUUUUUUAUUAAAAGCAGUAGAACAUCAGUAACUUUCUAGAUUAUUUACAGAUAAUGGGGAAAGUUAGCAUUUGAACAUUAAAGCAGCUAAACACUUUUGGAAAUGGCUUUUGAUAGCACAAUAAUCAUGUAUUUAGCAAUAUCUCAUGCUGUGAGUGGUCAACCCACUUGUAAUAUUACUGUACUUGUUUACAUGGUGACAGCUAUCCUUGACAUAAUGUAUAUCUAAGAUCUUAGUAGGUCUUGUGACAUACUACAUAAACUCAUACUUUGUGAAAUCUGCAUAUAUAUAAUUUAAGUGUAAAACGCGUCAACCUCUCUGACUUACUGUAAGCCUAUUGAGCAUUAUCAGCAAAUCUCGAUUCAAAAGUGGCCAGCACUGCCCACUAGUGGCACUGUAGUCUCAUUAACCUUGUCAACAAACUUAGGUUUCACAGUACAGCUGCUUCUGACAGUCUCUGUGAAAGUGUACGUAAUUGGAAUGGAAGAUUUGGUUUAUAAAUUAUGUAUAAAUACGUCUUUGGCACUGAACAACUGAUACUUUUUAUCAGUGUGCAGACAGUAAGUUAAUGACUUAGGCAAUUAUGCCAUAAGGCUAGCCUUAUUCGAUUGUAACGGAAUUAGUAUGGCGCCAAAAAUUUGCCAACGCCUAAUUUAAUCUCCUAAAACACGAGGUAUUAAUCCCAUUUUCGGGCGCAAACAGUGCCGCCUGUCUUUACCGGAGAACAUAAAGCGCUGUUUUGGUUUAUUUUUGUUGGGACACUUAUUUCGACAUGGCUGCCAGUGUGUUGCUGUAAGUAAUUGCACUAAAUAUCUCGUUCUUGACAGUGUUGUUGCUUUAACUUGGAAGAGUCACAGUAUGGAAAGCCCAGGUUGUGCACCGGAAGCCGUUGGAACCUUUAUUAUUCGCUUAAUGUCCAUGUAUUGGUAUGUUCUUUGCUCUUAAUAGUAGGAAAACUACGUGCUACUGGUAGGGUAAAAGUACACCAUUUGAUAUUCAUUCAUUCAUUCAUUCAAUAUUCGAGUACUGCAUGGAAUUGUGUUACUAGUGAGACCAAAGAGCAUUCUAGAACAUGGAGUUUAAGAUGAUUAUCAAGUAUGUGGAGUAAAUGCUCCAACUUGGGUGUUGUUGUCGUCUAGCUAGCUUUGACCACGAUUGUUUGAUGCCUUAACUCCUGCUUCGUACAAUUUUGACGAGUGAGUGAUGGUCAACUUCCUACAGGUGAAUUUCUCAGAUUGUUUCCAUGUUGACUUUAAACAAGAAGAAGAAAAACACAAAAAAGCAGAACGGUUUCAAGUUUUAAAGAUGUAUUUUUCCCAAUUUGGUUGUACUUUUGAUGUUUUUUUUUUUUGUUUUGUUUGGCACAAGAUGACACUGCUUUGUAUGUGACGUUGUGAUGUGUAACUGAAAAUGAAAAACUUUCUUUUCCAAAAUGCCUAAAUCUGCAAAAUAUAUGCAAAGAUGUAAAUGUCAAUCCUCAAGUAUAAUCCAGGUCGUCUGAACUCUGUAUAGUGACUUUAAUAUCGUCUGGUCGUACCAAUAUGUAUUGAUCUGUUAUCAGAAGCCUUAUAGACUUGUCCACCCAAAGUGCACCCUUAGAACUACCCUACACCUACCUGAAUUUAACAAAGCAUUAAUAUUUCUAUUUUGUUGCUUUUUUAUUAUAAUUUUUACCCUUGGAUAAAAUAGAUUUGUACUGUAUAUUUGUACCUCUCCGUGAACUACUUAGAUUAUUUUUUUGGUUCAUUGUUUUUGUUUGGCUGUUUGACCUCUAUGUACUUUAAGGACACAAAGAUAUUGUAUUUUUAUUGUUACAGCUAACUCUGAGAUGUUGCUUUGAACAUAUUAAGUCAACACAAUAUAAUAUAUAUAUAUAUAUAUAUACAUCUAUACAAAUAUAAAUAUAAACUUAUCAA
This is a messenger RNA of Corythoichthys intestinalis (scribbled pipefish), 7081 nucleotides long. It is a transcript of the gene atxn1l, whose product is annotated as ataxin 1-like. Gene Ontology annotation, cellular component: nucleus. NCBI's taxonomy places the organism in Eukaryota, Metazoa, Chordata, Actinopteri, Syngnathiformes, Syngnathidae. Gene Ontology annotation, biological process: regulation of DNA-templated transcription; anatomical structure development. The coding region runs from base 557 to 2821 and encodes 754 amino acids. Gene Ontology annotation, molecular function: protein binding; RNA binding. The record is from RefSeq and is a predicted model, not a curated record. The transcript is spliced from 3 exons.